CGGAUUAAUCAUCCCUACAACGUGCAGGCGAUCGACCGAUCUAGAUAUCUCCGCCAUCGACGCUCUUCGUCCUCUCCUCCCUUUCCCUCCUUCAUUCACCUCCCUUUCCCCCUUUUAUCUGCGAGCUGGUCUUUGCAGGUUCAGUGACUGGCAUCAGGCCCCCUGUCCCCUGUCCCCUGCCAACGCCCCCGGUCGCAUCGCUCUCCUGAGUCCCUGACCGUCUACGGGAGUAAUAUCUCACCUCCUCUCGCGUUCACUGCGUCAUUGCCACUCUUCCCUAUCCACCGCAUCAUGAGAGCUGGGGCACUGCAACAAUGGCCUAGACUUGCUGCCUAUCGUUACUAGCUGCUACUUCAUCGUCUGCAGACAUGGAUUUCAUUCUGUCCUUGACGCAUUUCUGCGAGGUGCAUGGUCCUACCUCGAUCAUCUGCUCGCAGGUCCUACCUCUCUCCUGUUCUCAAUGUUACCCCGACAAACAGGAUUACUCUCCCGACGCAACUCCUGCUAGCUCCCACGAGGCCGAUCUGCCACAUGGCCUGCACGAUCCUCUUCGUGACACGAGGUCUUCCCCGUCGUCGCAUAGACAUUCCGUCUCAUCCCCCAGGAUCGAAGACCAUCCCUACUUCCUCAAAGUCAAAACGUCGCAGAGUCCGUCCAGCGUCGAAAGGCCCCGUCCCAUCAGUGGCACUGAUGGCGACACGUGUGCGAGCUGUAGUUUGUCCUUGCCCGAAGACGUGAGCAAACAGCUCCCUCCUGGCGCACCAGGCACGGCCACGCGCGACGGCAAAGGGAGAAAUGGCAGCCCGGUCCUGCGCUCCAGAGAGAUUGUUUAUUCCUGUGGGAAUAACCAUUCUCAUUCGGAUCCCGACGACACCGCGCACGACUCUCAUUUGCAUUCUUCCUUUCCCGACUCCUUUCACUCCUCAUCCGUCUCGUCAGAUUCGUCGUGUCAUACGCACAUGCUCACCUAUCUCUCGCUCCGUGGGCCCUCGGACCCUGCCGACUAUGCCCUUCUUCGACGCUCCUCUAUCCGCACUCUUAGUUGCGAACUCCUUCCGCGCGGUCUCUCCUCCGGCCCAUUGUGUUUUGGCGACUCGGCCACUGGUUACACCAUCGCGUACAUUUUCCGUCUUCCUGAUCCCAUGGCUCGUGGCAAGCGUCGCAGUUAUGCGCUCGUCGCUCUCGCCGGCAAAGACGCCGGAAGGGCUUUCCGGGCCUGUCCCGUGAUCUGGCGCGCCUUUGGCAGGAUCGCAACAGGCAUUGUCAACUCCGCAGAAAAGUUUCAAGAGGAACAGAAGCGGCGUGAGGAGCAGAAUUUCAGUAACAAUAACAGCAAUAAUGGGCCGAAUCGAAUCGGUGGCCGACAGUAUACGCCUGUCUCAUCCUUCCUCACUGGCCGCACGGUGGACCCGGAUGGUCAGCCUCGCCGACACGGACAGAUCCGGGCCAGAAACCUUACAGAAAUUGUCGGCAAUGAGUAUAUUUUUGCAGAACUGCACGCGAAUUUUGUCGCGCUCUUGCAGCAGUUGGGCUCAAUGUUUGGCGGCGUCCCCAUUUCUGAGGAACGAAUCGUCUGCAGCACCUUGCGCGACGAAAAAGGGAUGAACUCUGCGUCGCGUUCCGUUAUGAUGUCGACUAUGAAAGAUCCGCGGCGCGAGAGCACCGCCUCGUCCAAGUAUGAUGGCCGUGAACUCGGUGUAUCUACCGUGGAGAUGUCCACGGGCCCAAAGCCCAUACCGAUCGCACCACGCCGGCCACUUGUGGCGUGAGACUACACAUCUCGGUUUCUGUGUAGCGAUUUUACACCGGAACUUCGUCCACCCCCCUACGCCUCAUACGCAGUCGUUUCGCCUUUCCCUCAAUCAUCUUCUCUAAUCUCUCUAAUUUGAGGACGACUGACAUUCCGCGAUUCAGAUGUAUGCGACCUUGCUUAAGAUUUCCAUGAUUCUGGAUGUGGCAUCUUGUGUUUUAUCUUUUUUCAGUUUGCAUAACGGCAUGUUUUCUUCACGAGUGGAUCUCAGGUAUAGACUAGGCGUCUUCAGACAUGGCAAUGGCGUUCAGGGAUCUGUUUUAUCCUGUUUAAGUCGGGCAUAUUUGCUUUUCAGCGUAUUUUUUAUUUUUUUAUUUUUAUUUUUCCUUUUUGCUUAUUUACCCCAGCGUGGGCAGGCGACUGGAUUGUUUUUGUUGUAUGUUUGGUCUUUCUUCGAUUCUGUCGUGUCGUUCUUAUGUCCCUAAUAAGCUUUAUUAAUGGGGAGGAAAUUUGGUGUCAUUCACGAUUGGGAUGACCGCUAUGGGAGGCAUCGAGCGCGGCGUGGUGUCCUGUAUGCUGCUGCUGCACUAUUGGAGGGCUGUAUUAUUUUAGCGCUUUCUGUAUUUUGACAGAAUCGAAUGUACUACUGAUUGAAACUGAGUAUGCG
Molecule: messenger RNA, 2417 nt
Organism: Monascus purpureus
Lineage: Eukaryota; Fungi; Ascomycota; Eurotiomycetes; Eurotiales; Aspergillaceae
Source: the annotation of a GenBank genome assembly